This is a messenger RNA of Tuber aestivum (summer truffle), 2541 nucleotides long. The record is from the annotation of a GenBank genome assembly. Lineage: Eukaryota; Fungi; Ascomycota; Pezizomycetes; Pezizales; Tuberaceae.
AUCUUAAACCCAGGAGAGAAAAUUGGAGAAUUAGAGAAUUACGGAAACCAGAACCACCGCCACCACCACCAAUGCCGCCCCCGAUCGUAGGAUCAAAAAAACGCAUCCGUCAAUCCGCGGACUCGAAGCCAGCGGUUAAGCGUGCAAAGACAAACAAUGGCCACAAGGUCACCCUCGACGAAUUGGGAUGGAAAGAGGUUCCUAUGCCCGAUAGGUUAGAUGAUGUCGAGGGGUUUUACGGACUUGAUGAAAUUGACGGAGUGGAUGUUGAGAUUGAUGGGAGUGGGAAGGUUGAAUACAAGGUUUGUAGCUUGGAUGGGGGGUUGCACAUAGCAGGGAAAGGGAUGCUGAUUGGGGUUUUAGGUCAGCACUUUGGCGAAGGGGGGGAAUAAGAAGGAGGAGGAAGAGGUAGUGGAUGGUGAGGAUGAGUGGGGGGGAAUUGAAAGUGAUGAGGACUCCGGGAAAGAAGUGAUUUCCAAAAAGGCGCAAAAGGCGAAGAAGAAAGAGCCGGCAAAGUCGGGGAAGCAACAAAAGAAAGACAAAAAGCUCAAGUCCGAGGAUAACGAGCUCGGAGGUUCCUUUGCUCUAUUAUCGGAUGAAGAUGAAGACGGUAAAAUACCCUCGUGCCCCCACUAUCCAUCAAACCAAAAGGAGUUAAUCAUCUGCCGAAUAGUCUUCCUCCCGGCCUGGGACUCCCUAAACCUCUCCCUCCCCACUCUCCGUGCCCUCUCAAAGCUAAGUUUUAACACUCCUACGCCCAUUCAGUCCUCUGCGAUCCCCGAGAUUGGCGCUGGCCAUGACCUCAUCGGCAAAGCCAGCACAGGUUCCGGCAAGACCCUUGCAUUUGGAAUACCGAUUCUGGAGUACUACCUCUCCCGCCCGUGCAAAAGCUCCAAGACCAAGGAGGAGGAGGAGGAGAAAUUGCCCAUGGCGCUAAUACUCUCCCCGACGAGGGAGCUGGCGCAUCAGCUACAUGCGCACUUGAAGGCAUUGACGGCGUACGCACCGGAUAUGUCGAUCGUGUUGGUUACCGGAGGGCUCUCGCUACAGAAGCAGCUUCGGAAAUUGACUGAGAGGGGCGGCGCCGAUGUGAUUGUUGCUACGCCGGGGAGACUGUGGGAGGUUGUUUCGGAGGGCCAGGGUUGGAUAGCCAAGUUGAGGAGUGGAUUGAAGUUUUUGGUCGUGGAUGAAGCAGAUAGGCUUUUACAGGAAGGACACUUUAAGGAGGUUGAGGAAGUCAUGAACCUCAUUGGGCGGAGGGACGCUGGGAGUGAGGGUGAGAGUGGGAGUGAGGGUGACGCCGACGAGGACGAGUAUUCUAAGAGGAAUUCUGUUAAGAGGAAGAGUCAGGAGCGAGCGAUUGAGCGGCAAACGUUGGUCUUUUCGGCGACGUUUCAUAAAGGUUUGCAGCAGAAGCUUGCUGGGAGGGGUGGGAAGAAGGGAUUGGGCGGCGACUUGAUGGGUCAGAGGGAGAGUAUGGAGUAUCUGCUCAAAAAACUCAAGUUCAAAGACAAAGCCCCCAAGUUCAUCGACGCCAAUCCCGUCGGACAGCUUGCGGAAAGGCUAAGGGAAGGGAUCAUCGAAUGUGGCGCUAUGGAAAAGGUACUAAUCACCCCCCAUUUUAUAUCUUCUAAUACUAACAAUCUCCCCUUCUAGGACCUCUACUUAUACUACCUCCUCCUCCGCUACCCCUCCAAGACUCUAAUUUUUACCAACUCAAUAACUUCUGUCAAGCGCCUCUCGCCGCUCCUAGCAAACCUAAGUCUCCCCGCCCACCCCCUCCACUCCAAAAUGAUACAAAAGGCCCGCCUCCGCUCCUUAGAGCGCUUCUCCUCUCCAACCUCCCCUCACUCCAUCUUAAUAGCAACGGACGUCGCCGCCCGCGGCCUCGACAUACAAAAUGUCGACCUAAUAAUCCAUUACCACCUUCCCCAUACGGCAGACACAUACGUCCACCGCUCGGGCCGCACAGCGCGUGGUGCGGAUGCCCGUGGGGUUAGUAUCCUACUAUGCUCGCCGGACGAAGUCAUCGGCGUGCGCAGACUGGUCGCAAAAGUGCACGACCCGGAAUCCCUAUCGACAGCACGCUACGCUAUGCGCUCUUUCGACGCCGAUAGGAGAUUAGUCACAAGGCUGAAGCGCCGCGUCGAGCUCGCCAAGAAAGUGGCCGACUGCCAGGUUGAAAAGGCGAAGAAGGGGCAUGAAGAUGAGUGGCUGAGAGUCGCGGCGGAGGAUCUAGGUGUCGAGUAUGACAGCGAUGGCUUCACCGGCGGCGGUGGCGGUGGGGCUGCGGCGGGGAAGAGGGGCAAGGGCAGGAAGAAACGCAGGGAGGCUGCGGCCGCAGCUACUAAGGCCGAAGUCGCGUCGUGGAAGGCAGAAUUGGCCGGGCUACUGAAGGAGAAGGUGAAUGCAGGGUUCUCGACAAAGUACCUGACCGCCGGGAACGUGAACCUUGCCCAGGCGCUAGUGAACAGCGAGGGGAUGAGUGCGAGUUUUUUGGGACUGGAGGAGAGAAGGGUUGUCGAUGAGGUUGGGGGGUAG